Molecule: messenger RNA, 1194 nt
Organism: Fusarium keratoplasticum
Lineage: Eukaryota; Fungi; Ascomycota; Sordariomycetes; Hypocreales; Nectriaceae
Product: Isocitrate dehydrogenase [NAD] subunit, mitochondrial
Exons: 4
Coding region: 1-1194 (397 amino acids)
Biological process (GO): isocitrate metabolic process; tricarboxylic acid cycle
Cellular component (GO): mitochondrion
Molecular function (GO): NAD binding; isocitrate dehydrogenase (NAD+) activity; magnesium ion binding
Source: RefSeq, a predicted model, not a curated record
AUGUUGUCGCGAGGAUCUGUUCGAUCGGCCCAGGCGGGCUUGGAGCACAAGAAGAUCUGGGAAUGCCAUGACUGCGACAUUCGAGCUCAUGAUCUGCUGCGCGGCGUGGCCCAGCAACCCCAGCUCGCCCGAUCCUUCGCCACCGUCCAGUCCGACAUCUUCAAGCCCGCCAAGUUCGGCGGCAAGUACACCGUCACCCUCAUCCCCGGUGAUGGUAUCGGUACCGAGGUUGCCGAGUCGGUCAAGACCGUCUUCAAGGCCGACAACGUGCCCGUCGAGUGGGAGCAGGUCGAGGUGUCUGGCCUCGAGGGCGCCGGCCGCACCGAGGACGCCUUCCGCGAGUCGGUGGCCUCGCUCAAGCGCAACAAGCUCGGCCUCAAGGGCAUCCUGCACACCCCCAUCAGCCGAUCCGGACACCAGAGCUUCAACGUCGCCAUGCGCCAGGAGCUCGACAUCUACGCCAGCAUCAGUCUGAUCAAGAACAUCCCCGGCUACGAGACCCGCCACAAGGACGUCGACCUCUGCAUCAUCCGCGAGAACACCGAGGGCGAGUACUCUGGCCUCGAGCACCAGAGCGUCCCCGGUGUCGUCGAGUCGCUCAAGAUCAUCACCCGCGCAAAGUCGGAGCGCAUCGCCAAGUUUGCUUUCAGCUUCGCCCUCGCCAACGGCCGCUCCAAGGUCACCUGCAUCCACAAGGCCAACAUCAUGAAGCUGGCCGACGGUCUGUUCCGCAGCACCUUCCACCAGGUCGCCAAGGACUACCCCACCCUCGAGGUCAACGACAUGAUUGUCGACAACGCCUCCAUGCAGGCUGUUUCCCGACCCCAGCAGUUCGACGUCAUGGUCAUGCCUAACCUUUACGGUGGUAUCCUGUCCAACAUUGGUGCCGCUCUUGUCGGUGGUCCCGGUAUCGUCCCCGGCUGCAACAUGGGCCGUGAGGUCGCCGUCUUCGAGCCCGGUUGCCGUCACGUCGGUCUCGACAUCAAGGGCAAGGACCAGGCUAACCCUACCGCCAUGCUCCUGUCCGGCAGCAUGCUGCUGCGACACCUCGGUCUCGAUGAGCAUGCUAACCGCAUCUCCAAGGCCACCUACGCCGUCAUUGCCGAGGGCAAGGUCCGCACCCCCGAUAUGGGCGGCUCCUCCACCACCCACGAGUUCACCAAGGCCAUCCUCGACAAGCUCGAGACUGUUUAA